UCGGCAAGAGACGCGCGGAGAGGAAGCAACGGUAGGCGACGCGCGGCCCUUCACAAGCUUCGUUCGGUGCGGUAGUGUGCGGAUUUUUUUUUUUUUUUUUUUAACUCUCUUCUUUUCACUCUUCUUUCUCUCUCUUCCGCGGCGGUCAAAACAAAAACACUGCGCCGUGCUCGUUGGCACCUUGGAGACAGAAACGCGACGCCGACAAUGAACUAGCUAGUAGCGACAUUCAACUGUGCUCAACAAGUUUUUUCAACUCUGCUUAGAAGCCGUCACCAACAGUUACUUGGGCUGAGUGAAGUCUGGCAGGGAAAGGCACUGCGCUGGAUUCUCCACAUGCCUUCCGCAUAAGGAAGCAGAUCUUGCUCGGCAGCGGAUCCAUAAUGACGAUGGACGUGAAAGCUGAGAGCCAAAAGAAUACGUCACCACAAGACUGCGCUGGCUGCGGCAAGAAAAUAACUGACAGGUACCUGCUGAAGGCGCUGGACUUGUUCUGGCACGAGGACUGCCUGAAGUGUGGUUGCUGCGACUGUCGGCUGGGAGAGGUCGGCUCCACGCUCUACACCAAGGCAGACCUCAUCCUCUGUCGGAGAGACUACCUCAGGCUGUUCGGCAACACGGGCUACUGCGCUGCCUGCUCCAAGGUCAUACCCGCCUUCGAGAUGGUGAUGAGGGCGCGCAACAACGUCUACCACCUGGAGUGCUUCGCCUGCCAGCAGUGCAACCACAGGUUCUGCGUGGGUGACCGGUUCUACCUGUGCGAGAACAAGAUCCUGUGCGAGUACGACUACGAGGAGAGGCUGGUGUUUGCCAAUAUGGCCUACAACCCGCCCAGCCUGGCGCACAUCAAGCGACAGACCAGCCACCUACCGCCGGGCGCAGUGGCGGCGGGCGCGCAGAUGGUGAACGGCGCCGGUCUCCGGGCGGCGGGGACCCCGGGCGCCCUCGCCGCCGCCGCCGCCGCCGGCGACCUCAACAACAACAUGUCGGGGGCGGCGCCCGGCUCCCACCUGCCCGCGCACCAGCUGGCGCCCGCGGCGGGGGCGGCGGCGCACAUCAAGUCGCCGGUGCUGCAGAUGGGCGUGUCCAGGUGAAACGGCGAGGCGCCUCCGGCCGCCGGCUCUACGUGAACUGACGGGGCGCCACUGAGGGGGAGGUGGUGAAGGGGGGAACGCGCACAGACAUUCUGAACAGCCGGGAACAACCUUCAGCGCGGCUGUUCGCCGGUGAGUUCGAUCAGAGAGUAAACAAAGUGCCGUGGACGCCACAGGCUGAGAACGCAACCGGUUAUGCACCUGUGUGAAGAAGACAGUGCUUGCGCUCUAACUUGUUUCUCUCUCUCCAUUACACUGUGUUUUCUUGCCCUUUUAACUAUGAAUCGUGCCUAAUCAUAGACGUCAGAUCCACCACAGACUCUCCUAUCUUAUGUACCUCCAUAUUAAAAAAAUGGUGAUAUUUCCACGUGAAAGUUGUUCAGUAAAUAUUAACCCCGAGUACGUGGAAAGGAGUAAAUUUAAGAAAAAAGUUUCGUUAGUUCACUUUAUGGAUACAUUAUUUUAGCCCAGAGAUUUCUGCAAAGUUGUCUUUAUAUAUUUAGACUUAAUUUUAUUUUUAUCAAAUGGUAAGAGAAUCGUUUUAUGCAAGUUAUUUCGGCGACUUCAACCUCGGACCUAGUGUAUUAAAUGCUCGCUUGAAAGCUUUAGUAUUUAUCAUCUUAAAAUUUUAACUGAGAUUCGGAAUAAAAUGUGUACCUACUUGUGGGAAAUUUAACUGAUUCCUGUCGACCGCUAAAGUGUUUCCGUAGCUCGUUUUCCCGACCAUUUGGUUUUUAAUUAUUUAUCUGCAUUCUUUGAACUAACGCCUUACUUUCUUUCAUGUUUCCGUUUUCUUUAAAAGGAAACUUACUUACAUUUAUAAAAAAGAAACUUUUUGUAACAGUACCACGCAUCUGCUCCUACAUCAAAACAGUUUUCAAGCUACUGAUAGCACAUCGUGUACACAAAAUUUUGACCAAAAUUAAAAUAUGUACUACCAAUAAAUAAAUAAAUAAAUAUAAAUAAAUAAGAAUAAAACAAAUAUUUGUAGUGUGCCCAACUAGAAUUGUUCUAAUAAUCUAUCUUGGCUAUAGAAUUUGAGCUACGGCAAAGUGGUGUAUUCUACUGACCUUUCGCUCUGCAUUGUAGUAGGCAUCAUGAUGCCCCAUUGUGUCCACAUUGUGGAAAGUCCGGUAAAUUCAGGGAAGUUGAAAUUGGUCUAGGGAAGUCCGGGAAUUUACUUUAAAAGCUAGAAAAGUUGUUAUAAAUUUAUUAAUGAUAGUUAUUUGAGGUGUAAAUUUCAGGCUCCGGUAAAUACCAUCAACAAGAAUCAAAAUAUCUAUUUUUUCCAGUUAUGUUUGAAAUAGUACAUAUAAAGGGAAGGUAGAGGCUGGAUUGUCUUUAUUGAUGUGUAAAAUCUUAGCUCUCAGUGUACGACAUUUGGUGUAAGUAAUUUCGUGAAUGGAACGAAAGUCACAUGAAACGGAAAUGUGUAACCACGGUUCUACCAUCUGUGGUGGAUGGCGCGAAUCAAAGUUCACAAAGCCAAAAGGGAACUUUAUAGUAUUAAUUGUUUAAUGAAUUUUUUUACAAGUUGCGCAGUAUUUUAAUAAAAUUCCUUUUUUGGAAAAUCAGGUCAAAAUCCUAGGUUUAGUAUUUUUUUCAAGUCUUUUUUCCCUUUUUUCGGAGCCGUUUCAUUAUAUAGUUUAAAUUUAUUUCUGUUAAUUAAAUAAUUCAAUAGUCAAUAGUUGGUGUAGCUGAUCCGACAGCGAAUUAUAGCGGCGGGUAUUGAUACUACGUGUGAUUCACGUGCAGAAAUGUAGUUGAAAACACAAUUUUCGUAUGUGUGUCACGCACGCUUGGCGUUAUUUCAAAGAAUUCGAAAGCUAAGCUUGCUCACUGGACAAUGGCCGCGAUAGAUGCAAAGCACGUCAAGAAAACAGUUCUGCUCGCGUGAGCUCGACGAGCCCAGAUUCGUUCGAGUCGGACGAACCAGUGGCGGGUCUGCUCCGGUUGUUCGCGUGCUGUUCAGAAACGCCAUCAAAGUGCUGCGCGCCAUCUCGCACUGAAGUGAUAGUAUAUUCGCUGUAAUUUGCGCCGAACAGUGAGAACUGACGUGAGUUCCACCUUCUGUUAUUUUUCCUACUGUGGUAACGAUGCAAGACUUCAGUCACUUAAUACAACGCAUUACGGAGAACCAAAGUUUUUUUUUGUAUUGGAUGAGCGAAAUGGUACAGAUAUAUAUCGUCUAAUGUUACCUGUUACUGAAUCCGUUAUCAGUAUGAAUAAUAUGUAACAUUAUUUCGUAAAUAAGCUGGUAAUGCUGUUACUAAAAAUUAAGUUAGAAAUUCUGUUUAGUUAACUUAAAUUAAUGGUGUUCUUAAAAAUAAAGAAUACUUUUUUAUACAAUCGAGACAAGAAUUUUUAAAAUGUAAUAUUUCAUACAAAUUUUACAAGGGGAACAAAUAUUUUUAAUUAACGUUAAAAUAUAACUUUAGCGAAAAAUAAUUACAGUUGUUUACAAACUAAUUCCAGUAUGGUUCAAAUGGCCAGUAAAACAAGUAUAUCACAAAUGACUGAAACGUUUGCUAGUCUUAAAAUACCAUAUCCCUGUCUUGAAAGUACGAUGCUCUUACUACCAGGUUGAUUUUCUGCCUGUCACUGAAAUGGAAAGUUUUAAUUAUUAAUUUGACGAGCAUCACCAAAAAUUUCAUGGAUUGUAGCGUUUCUCAGAACGCCUUGUACAAAGGGGAUUUUUUAUCAUAUUUAUUUGCUGUUAAAAAAUAAUAGUUUAAUAUAUUUUAAACGUAUUGCAGACGCAUACUAGUCGGAAUUUGUAUAUUCUUAAUAUUUUCCCAUCGUAUUUGUGAUUACGCUUGUUUUGUAUUUUCAAGAUGUUCCAAAAAUAAAAUGUGUAAUAUUGUUACUGAGAAUUUUUAUUGUGAAUUGAAGCUAGGAAUUUAUUAUUUCCUAGCUUUAAAAAAAAACUUUUAUGGCUACAUUAAUUUUGACUAUUGGUAAAUUCUUGCAUUUUUAUUCCCAGCGUAUGAUGUUCUAUGCACGUGAUUAUUAAACAAUUAAUCCAAUCCACAUGUUGUUCAUGGACAUGCCCAGCAACAAGUCAGUACUAUUUAUGUAGCUUUUCUUGUUGACAUAAUUUGCACGCUUUAUACGGCCAGUUGUACAUUAUUAAUUGUUUGUGUUAUUUUAUUGUUAGUUAACUAUAUGACUAAAUUAUGUAUCUGACAUAUCGCUUUUGAUCAAUUAUUUAAAUAAUAAUUUAUAUUUAAAUUUAUUUAUAUUUAUUUUCAGAUAAUUUUCUUCUUUCACAUGGAUCUACUUGGAACGAUGAUUGUCAACAGUUGUAUUUUAAUCAUUUUUCUAUUAUCAUAGCAUAUUUUCUUAGUGUAGUUGCUUUCUUUUCUCUCUGGUCAGGUAGUCUUUUAGAAGUGAAAAUAUCACAGACUUAGUUUAAUGAUUUAUUUAAAUGAAAUGAACCAGUUUUAGGAAGUAUACGAAAUUCUUAGAGAUUUAUAAUUGAGAUAUCGUAUUGUGUUUAAGAUCCAGUUUACGAUUUUUAGUAAUCAAUUCAGCUAAGCCAAAGAGGUUACCAAAUACAAGGAAUAGCAGGCAUUUUAGUUCAGUUUGUACAUAUACACAAUGUAUUGUUAUAAGAAGUGCUGUCUUAAUUGUAACGUUAUAAAUGAAACUGUAGUAAAGUUAAUACGAAGAACAGAAUGAACCACUUUGUAUUGCUUUCAGAAUGUAUAUUGGUUAGGUAUACAAAUAAAUACUGCAAUAUAUACUCUUUUAAAUACAAAUAAAAUGAAUAGUAUAACCAGAAACAAGGCAUUGAACUCAAUUCCGCUGCACAAUUAACUGUAAUCGCAUAUAUUUUCGUGUAAGAUAUAUAAAUCCAUAUUUCGUUCAUCAAUCAAAGAGUUGUAAUUAACUGAAUGUAAGUUACUUUAAUUGUUUUGAUAACUUCCUUCGGAAGUUAUAGUUUUUGGCACAUUUUGAUCAUUAUUUCUGUAACUAGUGUAAAAGAGUGUUUUAUGAGAUAUGUUUAAAAGGAUGAGCAUCUACAUUUUUGUUUGUAGGCAAUCAUAUGUUUGAGCACAUGGUGUCAUAUGAAAAUUUUUGUCAGUCGAUAGCCAUGUAAAUAUUGUCGUAUGACGCAUCCGAUUAAAACACAAAGUUUUCCUAAA
Messenger RNA from Bacillus rossius redtenbacheri, 5242 nucleotides. RefSeq names its product LIM domain only protein 3-like. NCBI's taxonomy places the organism in Eukaryota, Metazoa, Arthropoda, Insecta, Phasmatodea, Bacillidae. The coding region runs from base 384 to 1094 and encodes 236 amino acids. Gene Ontology annotation, molecular function: transcription coactivator activity; DNA-binding transcription factor binding. Gene Ontology annotation, biological process: positive regulation of transcription by RNA polymerase II. Gene Ontology annotation, cellular component: nucleus. The record is from RefSeq and is a predicted model, not a curated record. The transcript has 7 exons.